AAAUCGCCUUUUUCCAACUGUAACUCGAACAAUUUGUUGCCUAGCAACGUGGCUGUAGUUCAACAGUUCAGCGGCGUCAGUCAGGUGGCGCAAACUAUGAUCCAUUUCCGAACCCUGACCCGUUUCGGAUGAUCCGGUUUGAAGCCAGUCUGGCAGAGUGAAGGACAUGCAUGAAACCCACGAAGGUGAAGCUAGAGGCCGGAGGCACUCGUCAUCCUCAUCUUCUGUAGACAAGCUCCAGGCAAGCAGCACCAGAAGCAGGUCUUCUUCCAGGGAAACUGUGAAGUCUCACAGUGAGAACAAAACCACACUUGUGAAUUCUGUGCUCACUGACAUCCAGCACAUCAGAGAAACCCAUAAGUACCUCGAGAAAUCCCUGAAAACCUUGAGAACCGAGUACCAGCGGGACCACAACCAGAUGCUGCAUGCGCUGGAGGAAGAAAGGUCAAGGCUGAAUGGUUUGGAGCGGGAACUCGCUUACCUGACUGAGCUCCAUCAGAGGGAAACGUCGAACCUGAAAGAGGAGAUAAGCAGCACAAAGAAAAUCAUUGACAUUCGGUAUAACGGCAAAGCGGAGGAGUUUUCUGAGGCGCUGGAAAAAUGCCAGAGCCAUCUCCUGAAGAUGGAGCUGCAGCAGCAGCAAGAGAUGGAUAUUGUGAGACACGAAGACAGCAUAGCACAGAUUAUCCUCGAAAAGCUGAUCAGACUGCUGCUUGUUGUCAUGUCGACCAUCUUGGUGUUUGUGUGCACACUGAACCAAGGCAUCUUGUUUUUCAAGUCAUCCAAACACAUCCUCUCUGCUGUUCUCCUGGCUGCCUUCCUCUUUCUCCUCUACAAGUACUGGAAUACUGUUAGCUGAUUGGAGCCCAAGAAGAUGAAACAAAUAAACCUUUUUGAAGACCAUUAGCAUUUAUCUAUCUGGAUCAAUCCAGCUUGUAGUUUAGCUUGGAGUUCCUAGUUAUUGACAAACACAAAUUGUUUUAAUAAUUAUAAAAGUCCUCAGUUUUGUUCACUGUCGUUUUAAUUGAUCAUAUAUCCAAAGUUUGACCUUGUUUUCUCCAGUGCAGGCGUUUAGUAUAAGCUUAAACCACCAGGGGGCGCUGUG
Xiphophorus maculatus (southern platyfish) is the source of this 1105-nucleotide messenger RNA. Its product is annotated as transmembrane and coiled-coil domains protein 1-like. The coding region runs from base 167 to 859 and encodes 230 amino acids. The record is from RefSeq and is a predicted model, not a curated record. Gene Ontology annotation, cellular component: endomembrane system. The transcript has 4 exons. Lineage: Eukaryota; Metazoa; Chordata; Actinopteri; Cyprinodontiformes; Poeciliidae.